Molecule: messenger RNA, 1032 nt
Organism: Ostrea edulis (European flat oyster)
Lineage: Eukaryota; Metazoa; Mollusca; Bivalvia; Ostreida; Ostreidae
Product: ERI1 exoribonuclease 3-like
Exons: 7
Coding region: 34-729 (231 amino acids)
Biological process (GO): exonucleolytic trimming to generate mature 3'-end of 5.8S rRNA from tricistronic rRNA transcript (SSU-rRNA, 5.8S rRNA, LSU-rRNA)
Molecular function (GO): 3'-5'-RNA exonuclease activity; nucleic acid binding
Source: RefSeq, a predicted model, not a curated record
GAAAAUGUUAACCCCGAGGCCUAUACUUCAAAAAUGAAAGUAGGAUUACGAUGUAAGGUGUUGCAAUGUUGUAAAAUACACACCAGGAAACUUUUGAAUCAUUGCACUAAAGAUAUGGCAGGUAACAACAGAGAACAACAGUUCAAGUAUCUCCUGAUUCUGGACUUUGAGGCCACGUGUGAUAAAAAGAAUCCACCCCUCCCUCAGGAAAUUAUUGAAUUCCCGGUCAUCAAACUGAACACACGUACGUUGGAAUCAGAAGCUGUAUUUCACACUUAUGUAGAACCUGACGUCCACCCAAAGCUGACCCCAUUCUGUACCGAGCUGACUGGAAUCAGACAAUCUCAGGUGGAUGGACAGCCACAUCUAACAGAUAUUUUAAACAAACUAUUCCCAACAUGGAUGAAAGAACAAGGACUUCUUGACCCAGACAACACUAGUAUAUUUGUCACAUGUGGGGACUGGGAUCUCAAAAAAAUGCUACCUUCCCAGUGCUCACAUUUGAAGUUACAACGAAACGAUCAUUUCAGAAAGUGGAUCAACAUUAAACAGGCUUUUAGUGAUGUUACCUCCCAGUACCCCCGGGGCAUGAUGGACAUGUUGAGAAAAUUGGACAUCCCCCACACCGGGCGCCAUCACAGCGGGAUAGACGAUUGUACAAACAUUGCAGCCAUUGCAAAAGAAUUGAUCAAACGAGGUCAUGUGUUCAAGCAGACGUCUUAUCCCUGACCUGGAGAGGAGUACCCACUGUUUGAUGUGAAAUUAAACGAUGAAGAAAUGACUGCACAUGCUCAUGGCUGAGACUGUUCAGAUACAUUUCUGUGGCGGGAGAUUUAAAGUUUUUUCGCUGUGACAAACUGUAACUGGGAUCAUAAUGUUCUCUCAGUAGAGCUUCCACAAAUUGGGGCCAUUUCCCGCUCUCCCCCAGUGAAAUCCAGUCAUGAAGUUUAGAAUUAUGGUGAUAAUUUUUAAGUUUUAAGAGUUUUUGUUUUGUAAACUGGAAGUUUUCAAUAUAGUCUGGGUAAUCUUGUA